AUGGAAGAAUUCUGGAAAGACAUCAAUCACGUUCCUCUCGUCACUGCCCAUUAUGUUCCUUCUUCUUCUUCUUCAUCUGCUUCUCCUCCUUCUUCUUCAGCCUCCAAGCUCCACGAAUUCUUCUCCCAACCCUUUCGCAUUGACUCGUCCUCGUCUUCUUCCACCAGCUUUGCUUCCUCUGCUUCGCUUUUCCCUUCCUCCUCCCACAAGAGGCUCUCUGCGUCCGACAGCGACCGGCGGAGCAAGCGUAUGAUCAAGAACCGCGAAUCUGCUGCUCGAUCUAGAGCUCGCAAGCAGGCUUACACGUACGAGUUGGAGCAAAAGCUCGCUCUCUUAAAGGAAGAGAAUGCCAUGCUCACAAAACAGCUUGAACAGCUGGAUGAAGCUCUUGCAACAAACAUACACAAGGUGAAGAAGCCGCCGUGUCGAACAUUGACGGCUCCAUUUUAAGAAGUCUUUCAAGUUCCACCCUUUCGUUUUCUUUUUCAAACAAAUCCGAAUGUGUCUGAGAGUGGAUUCUCUCCCGCCAUGCAUGUUUUUGUAGCCUUUUUGUUUAGCCAAGUAUCAUC
Molecule: messenger RNA, 569 nt
Organism: Neltuma alba
Lineage: Eukaryota; Viridiplantae; Streptophyta; Magnoliopsida; Fabales; Fabaceae
Product: bZIP transcription factor 27
Exons: 3
Coding region: 1-450 (149 amino acids)
Biological process (GO): positive regulation of DNA-templated transcription
Cellular component (GO): nucleus
Molecular function (GO): DNA-binding transcription factor activity
Source: RefSeq, a predicted model, not a curated record